AUGUUAAAAGUGCUGCAGAAUUUUUGUAGUGACACAAAUCUUCAUGGCUUUAAAUAUAUCAUCCAGCCAUUACGUAACAAAGUUGAAAGAAUUUUCUGGUCUGUUUCAAUUUUUAUAUCCUUCAUCGUGACUUUGAUCCUAAUCAUCAAGUUCAUAAUUGAAAGUCAAGCAAAUCCGAUAAUAAUAUUCAUAGAUCAAAAUGUUAUAAAUGUUCAGGAUUUGGAUUUUCCAGCAGUUUCGAUAUGUCCAGGUCUAAUUUAUAGAAUCAAAACUAAUGUUACAAUCAAUUAUGACUUAAUGAAAUGGAAGCUAAGAUUUAAAAAUUUUGGAAUUCAAAAUUUAACAUCCAAUGAGCUUAAAUUGAUGCAAAUCACAAGUUUAGUUGCUGAUGAUCAGUUUAUGUCAAGAAAUUUCCCAAAUCUAUCAAUUCCAACUGAUGAUUUUAUUGAAAAGCUUGAAGAUUUUCUGGACAUCUUUGGGCUACCAUUUUAUAAAACAUCUGUGGUUCCGUAUAAUUUUGUUGCUAAUUGGACGGAAAGGUAUCCCGUGUUUAUGACUAGAACUUUAUGGAAAACUGGACAUUGUCAAACUUUUAAUUUUCCAAGUUCGUCGCGAAUCUUUAAUAUGGAAAGAAUAUCCGAAGAUUUCAACUUCAUGAGCGAAAAAAUGCUCGGAACAAGUUUUUUCAGGAACGAUGUCUACAACUUAAGACUCCCAUAUCCAGUCAAGGCACAUCCACCAGGCAGAGGACUUUUUAUAGGAUUUAAUCUUGACAGAUUUGAAGAUGGAAUUCAAUUCUUUAACGUCCUUGAGUAUGUUGUGCCUAAAAGAGAUUACAAUGGCAUUAAAAUAUAUGUUCAUGGACCUUAUGAAGUUAUUUCGGAACACUCAAUAGUUCGGCAUGCAAAAGAGAAAUCCUUCAUUAAAUUUUCGAUUAUUCCGAAAGUCUCAAAAAUCGAUGAUUCUAUGAAGAAUGUCAAACUUCAAGACCGACAAUGUUACAUGAAAAAUGAGCGACAAUUGAAAUAUUUUAUUGGAUACAGCAAAAUCAAUUGUGAGCAUGAAUGCCUGGCUAAUUUAACAUUAGCAAACUGUGGAUGUGUUCGAUUUUACAUGGUUAGGAACAAGCAGACUAGAAUAUGUGGCAUUAUUGAUGAGAACUGCUUUCUCAACGUAGAAAUUAAGUUUCGGACUUCAAAGAGUUUUUGUGGAUGUUAUGAUUCAUGUGAAGCAGUCAAGUAUGAUGUUCAGACUGUGUACGAUACACAUAAGAAAAACAAUUACUGGCUACCAGGCAAAUUUGUACAAAAUAUUGAAAUCAAAAUAGAAUUUGGUGUAAAUGAGGUGCUUGCAAUAAGCAGAAAGAAAGUUCAUACAAUUGUUGACAUGCUGUCGCUUGUUGGAGGAUUUUUUGGACUUUUUGCUGGAUUCUCUUUUUUAUCUGUUGGCGAAAUUAUCAAACAUUUCAUCAUUUAUCCAGUGAUCAGAUUAAGAACAAGAAGAUCCACAAAAGUUCAACCAAUGUCUACAAUCCAUAGUUUCAAUCACAUUGCAAAAUCUAGCAAAAAUAGGUUUGAACAGUUGGUUUGGGCAGUUUUGUUUGUCAUAUCUAUGUCCUUUGUCUGCAUAUUAGUUCGAGAAGUAGAUCUUAAACGUAGAUCAAGUGAAAUUGUGAUGAAUUUAGAAGGAAUACCAACAAAAGUUGAAGACAUUCCUUUUCCAGCCUUUACUUUAGUUGAAAACAUUAAUGAUGAUGUGAAAAGGCGUGAUUCUCAAUAUUUUACAAACAGAAAAGAAGGAUCAGCCAAACAUAUUGUUAGAAUCAAAAGACUAGUUAUCGAUGACAAUCCUACGAUUGACAAACAAGUCUUUUAUACACUUUGCGGGAAAGUCUUGUCAGGCAUUGUUGCAGCAUUUCCAUUCAACUACACAUCAAACUCAGAGUUUGUGGAUUUUUUACGAGACUAUACUCAUCAAGAGCCACCUUGGUUUGUUUAUAAAAAUGCUAAAUGGAAUGCAGCUGUUCAGCCACCAUUUGCUGAAAUUUUAACAGGCAUUGGAAUGGGCCACACCUUCAAUUUGAUAGAAAAGUCUAAAUUGUUAUAUGAAAACAGAAUUUCUAAAGAUUUUUUGUACAAUUAUGACACAAAUAAUAGCAUUGAUUAUCCUUGGAAAACAUCUGCAGACAAUAACAAAGGCUUCAACAUACAAUUCAGAACAAACAUUGUGUUUAUUGGAUGCUAUAAUCAUGAUUCAUUUAUUAUUCAUCCACCAAAUGAGCUACCGAUUAGUGCUGAAGUCAUAAGAAUUGAAGAUUGGGCUGAAACUGAAGUAUUAAUCACUCCAACAAUAAUCAAAACUGAUGAAGGCAUGAAAGCAUUUGAUGUUGAUACGAGGAAAUGCUAUUUUGAUGAUGAGAGGCAGUUGAAGUACUUUAAAAUUUACACACAGAAAAAUUGUGAACUGGAAUGUUUAGCUGAAAUUAUCUUUAUGAAAUGCGGUUGCGUACCAUUCAAUUCAAUUAGAAACAGUUCGACAAAAGUUUGCAAUUAUGUUACUUUUGACAUUUGUGCUGCAUUUCUUCAAGGCUUUUCAGAUUUUCAAGAAUACGACUAUUUUUAUGAAAUGCAUGGACUUUGUCGUUGCUUGCCGUUGUGCAACUAUGUGACAUAUUCAUACGAAGCAUUUACAAAAGAAUUUAAUGCAAUAGAAAACAUAUCAAUAUCAAUAAGAUGGAAAGACACUGAGUAUUAUGCAUUAAUUAGUUCUGAUUUGAAAUUUUACAGUAAAAUGAAAAAAGUGCAGCAGGAUUUUUUAAUCUACACCGAACAGAAUGUGAUAAAUGUAGAAGAUAUCAACUUUCCAGCAGUUUCUGUAUGUCCUGAUGUAAUUUUAAAAGCUGGACGAAAAAAUACUUUAGACUACGAAGAAAUAAAGAUGAAGCUUAAUAAUCAAACGAUGGAAAUUGACAAACUCACAGACAAUGAGUUAAAGAUGAUUCAAAUUGCAAGCUUAAUUGCCAACGAUCGUUUUAUGUCUUCAAACUUUCCAAAUUUGCCAAUUCCAACUGAUGAUUUUGUUGAAAAGCUUGGCAAAUUUGAGGAAUUAUUUGAUGAACCUCCAUUUAAAAAAAUGUUGGUUCCAUAUAAUUUUGUUGCGAACUGGACUUACAAGUAUCCAGUUUUUAUGACACAAAAUUUAUGGAAGAAAGGAUUUUGUCAUACAUUCAAUUUUCCAAAUUCUUCUGAAAUUUUCAGGAUCGAUGAAAUCUAUCAAGACUUUAACUACACAAAAGUUCAAAUGUUGGGAUAUCCAGUGAAAGCACAUCCACCAGACAAAGGACUUUAUAUCGGUUUCAAUGAAUCGCAGUUUCCAGAUUAUCAACCAGUUUAUAUUUUCAAUCAUGUUGUUCCAAAACGAGAAUAUGAUGGAAUUAAAAUAUACGUUCAUGAUCCAUAUGAAGUUGUAUCUGAUAAUGCAUUGGUUCGACAUGCAAAAGAAAGGUCAAGCUCUAAAUACUCUGUAGUACCGAAGGUUACAAUUGUGGAUGAUUCAAUGGCAGAAUUUGAUAUUAAUGACCGCUUAUGUUACUUGAAAAAUGAACGACAACUAGAGUUUUUCUUAACGUACAACAAAGGAAAUUGCGAACAUGAAUGCUUGGCAAAUCAAACAUUGGAAGUUUGUGGAUGUGUUCAGUUUUAUAUGAUCAGAAAUAAGGGAACUAGAAUUUGUGGCAUAAUUGAUGAAAGCUGUUUCAGAAAAGUCGAAGAUGAAUUUUCAAUGAUAAAAAGUGAAUGCAGAUGCUACGAUUUGUGUGAAAAUGUGAAAUAUGACUUGACAAUUGACUUUGCAACCACAAAGAAGAUGAAAUAUUUUAUCCCAGGAAGAUUAGUUCACAAUAUUGAAGUAAAAAUAGAAUUUGGAGUGAAGGAAAUUUUGGCAACAAGCAAAAAGAAAGGACACACAAUAGUCGACAUGCUUUCACUUAUUGGAGGAUUUUUCAAACUUUUUGCUGGAUUCUCUUUUCUUUCAGCUGGUGAAAUCAUCAAAUAUCUAGUAUUUGUACCAUUUUCAAUGUUAAAGACAAAGCAAUCCACAAGAGUCACACAAUUAAAGCAUAAGAUUGAAAAAGUAAAGCAUUUGAGGAGUCUUUGUAAAACAUCUUCAGUUUCUUUAGUCACAUUGGAAACUCCAAAAGAAGUCAUAUUGAGAGAAGUAUUUGGUCAAUUCUGUUCUCAACUUCAAUGGUAA
Molecule: messenger RNA, 4251 nt
Organism: Chironomus riparius
Lineage: Eukaryota; Metazoa; Arthropoda; Insecta; Diptera; Chironomidae
Source: the annotation of a GenBank genome assembly